AAUCAGCUUUUGUCUUAAUACCGUCCUAAGGGCUGCUCACAAUAUGGACAGUUUUACUCGGCAUUAAGGAGUAUCACCCAGGGAUGUAUUUUUGUAUUUAUUUUGUGCUGGGAUUGCUGUCUUUAAAAGGUUUGUCCUUUGCAGAUCCUAAUCUUCAGCAGAUCUUAGCCUUUGCUGGUGGGCAUGCCAUCCUGCCCUGCAGUUUAAAAACCCCUGCCAACGAUGAUGUGCCAACAGUGGAGUGGUCUAAGGAAGGGCUAAAGCCAAAUGUGGUCUUCUUGUACCGCAAUGGCUUUGAGACCUUUGAGAUGAAGAAUCCGGCCUUUGAGUUCCGGUCAAGCCUAUUUAUGAGAGAGGUGAAGAACGGGAAUGUCUCACUUAGGAUUUCCAACCUGAAGCCAUCAGAUACUGGGAUCUACAGAUGUUUGAUCAUCCAAAGAAACGGAACCAGAGAGGCUACAGAAGUCCGGCUGAUUGUUGCUGCAGUGUCUGACCCAAAGCUUUCAGUUAAAUCUGAUGAAAACCAGAGAGUGACGGUGGCCUGUGAGGCGCCCUGCUGGCUACCAGCCCCGCUGAUGGCGAUUGUGGAUGAAAAAGAGAACAACAUCACUGAUUCUGUGGAGAUACGAAGAGAAGAGACCACAGGAUGUUACACAGUGAGGCAAACAGCCACAGUACAGAGCCAUACAAACAGGGUCAUCUGCAGAGUGGAACAGAUUGAGACGAACCACAGCAGGACUUUAGACAUCUUCCUCUCAGCUCAGUGGAAGAUGUCUGACUUCAAGGUUGCCAUGUUCUUUCUCGAAGUUGUAGCUUCAGUUUCUCUUCUUGGAUUGUUUGUCUUCUGCAUCUGGUUCACUUGUUCGAAAUAUGGUAAGAGAAGGCAGGAAACAAAAGGGAUUGAAUCAAAUCCUGAAUUAACAGGUGUCACCUGCGAAAGCGUGCAGCUCCUGAUCACACCAAGUAUGAUAGAUGGGGCUGACAAUACAGAAAACAGGACAAUGGAGAACCUAGAAAAAGAGGUGGCUGAUCUCAGGUUUGAGAACUGUAAGAAAGAUGAGAUGAUCCUUAAACUGUGGGGGGAAAUCCAAGCCAUGUCUAGCAGGUUGGAUUACGUAACAAAACAAAGUUCUUCUAACUCCUCCAAAAAGAAUUAUCUAAAAGAAGAACACCAAAGCCACAGCAGCAACCCUGGUCCUGACCAUGCAAAGCACAGACAUUUCCGCUUUCACAGCAGCCCAACUCUGCUGUUUUGCUCUAACUCAGCUGGAGUCAAAAUAGAUGAAAAUGUUUUUUGCCCUGCAAUGGAUCCCAGGACCAACCCUUUUAAGAAAGGGUGCUUUUAUCCUCGUCGACACUCCUUAGGAUUUCUUCCAUCUUUCCGAUCCAAAAAAGGUUACAUUCCCCUGCCUCAUUUACCUGAGCAUUGCGGAGCUUCAGACGAUCAGCAUACUGUGGGAACACCUGAACCGGGUUGACCCGCUAAUUUACGUGACAUUGAGAGCGAUGUACAAACAACAACAAAGCCACGCGAAUCUCGUCUGAUCUAACAAGUCAUAACAACUCUGUUUACACUCGAUAAACAUGGCGCAGCACUUUGAGAGGGAUUCUGGUAGUUAAAUGAGCAAAACUAUAAAGCCGACUUACUAUAUCCUGGCUUCCUUACAUAUUGCUCUCUAUUAUUUUCCUUCUUGCUGUCACACUGGUGACAGCAGCAAUGCUACACCAGGGUAAUGGUCGGCAGACACACAGUGGCAGGGAGAAAAAAGGCCUUGCAACUGCCAGCAAAGGGCUUGACCCAGCUUUUUUGCCAAGGGGAAGGGAUCAAAAUUCAAAUUUAGGGGUCGACCAUGUUUGAAAAACAUGCAAUAACCCAGUAUUUUCAGUGGGAAAGAGGCUUAAGCAACACAAAACUUUACAUGGUAGGGGUAUGCCUGAAUGUUGAAUAAGUUCUGAGUCUGAGUGAAUAUUUUCCUCACUCAACUGAUCAGAUUUAGGCCUCUGGACUUAUAGUUUAACUUUUGCUUUUUUGACAACUGGUUGGGGUAAUAAAAUGCGGCACUUUUGAUUAUUCUAAUUUUUACAUCACUGUGAACCUAUUUUAUGUGCAGAUACUAUUGCAUUAUAAAGUGUGAAACAUGCUCAGUUUUUGUUUCUUCAUAAAUAUAAAACCCAUCCCCUUGGGGGGCAGUGGGCUGCCAUUGUGUACCAUCGAGACAUCAGGGGUUA
Cyprinodon tularosa is the source of this 2229-nucleotide messenger RNA. Its product is annotated as butyrophilin subfamily 1 member A1-like. The record is from RefSeq and is a predicted model, not a curated record. The transcript is spliced from 6 exons. The coding region runs from base 84 to 1478 and encodes 464 amino acids. NCBI's taxonomy places the organism in Eukaryota, Metazoa, Chordata, Actinopteri, Cyprinodontiformes, Cyprinodontidae.